AUGGUGGCCAGCCCAACAGGGCCAGAAAAGACCAUCAUCUCACAAGACGACGGCUCACGACAUGGCCAGAUGCGACGGCCACGGCCACGGCAUUCGGACCCUACCAAAUACGAAAUCCUCUGCGCUCGGUCACUGCUCCUGUGGCUCAUUGCCAGCGGCGGAACUGGCCUGACCAUCGGCAUCAUCCUAGUCAUCACCUGGGCCGCCCAGCCCAAGGCCAUGAGGUCAACGCAAUCGCACAACUUCAUUUCCAUCAACCCCGCCGAUGCCGCGGGCCCCUCUCCCGAAACCUAUCUCAACGACCACGCAAAAUCCGUCAUCCCCGUGCCCGUCCACUCGCACAACGACUACUGGCGGCCCCGUCCGCUGUACUCGGCUCUGGCCGCCGGUUGCAUGAGCGUCGAGGCAGAUGUGUGGCUGAGCCCGGACGGCAACGACCUCUACGUCGGGCAUCAACCCUCGGCGCUGUCGCCAGACCGGACCCUGCAAACCCUUUACCUCGAUCCCAUCAAGCAAAUCCUCGACGGGCUGAACCCGGGCAACGGUUCGCAUCUCGAUGGCGGCCCCAACGGCAUGUUCCAGACGUCACCCGACACCACCCUGGUCCUUCUCAUCGACGUCAAGGGAAACGCGACGCACAUCUGGCCACUGGUUGACCAGCAGCUCCAGCCCCUUCGCAAGAGCGGCUACCUUUCAACCCUCGAAUACGGCAACAGCACAUCCGACCCGGCAUCGCAGCCCGUCUUCAAGCAGGGUCCCAUCACGAUUGUCGCCUCCGGCAACAUCGGCAAGUCCAACGUCACGGGCGUCGGCUGCGACGCCUUGAAACGGUACGGGGACACCUUCCUCGACGCACCCAUCGACGCCCUCGCCGACGAGUCCAACUACGGCAAGCUUGCCGACUGCCGCGUCGACUCCCUCCUCGGCCGGCCGCUUGCCAAGUUCUACAUGGCGUCGGCACCAUUGAUGCACACCGUUAGGCCAGCCACCAGCGGUGGUCUCUCGAGUGGCCGAAAAGACGACAUCCGAGCUGCCCUGCAAGCCGCGGCAGCGAGGAACCUCACGUCCAGGUACUGGUCUCUGCCGUCGUGGCCCAUUUCGCGCCGCGACCAUAUCUGGCAGUUCCUGGUCGACGAGGGCAUCGGCUUGCUGAACGCCGACGACAUUGAGAGCGCCGCGAGACUCGAGUGGAACCGGGCCUACAAGGCCGAGCUCGUCUGGAUUGGCCUUUCGUCGGCGUACAUUUUCUUCGCCUCGCUGUUGUUUGCCUACUUACUAGCAACUCGGAGGCAGACUUUGGACACUGGCGGCCGUCAAUGGGCCGAGCACGAGCAGCAGCGACGAUUCGAUUCGAUUCGAUUCGUGUCGUGUCGUGUCCGCGUCGGCGACGGGCCCUACCUUGCUCGUGUCAAAAACAGCUUCUUCCCCGCUCGUGCUCGUGGCUGCCUCGGGCUGUUAAGGAGGAAACAUUACAGGGCGCCGCGGCACGCGCCCGGCCUCUGGGCCAACAACUGCAACGGCCAAUACCCCGCGCAGUGCGACAGCGGCCGCGUCUACACCGACAUUGGCAGCAUGCUCGACGGCAGCGGCGCCGGCGACACGCUGGCGCACAUGAGGCAGCACUGGAAGGACCACAAGGGCGACGACGAGAGCCUCCGGAAGCGCGAAUGGGCACGCACGACACCUGCAUCAGCACGCUCGACCCCGAGUGCUUCGACGCCUACACGUGCCGACGCGUACUGUUCCGGGACGAAUAUUGAAAAACAGAAGCGAACGUCUUUCGUUUGGACAGGCCUCUUGGCCGGUAUCGGCUCUUAA
This is a messenger RNA of Metarhizium album ARSEF 1941, 1818 nucleotides long. RefSeq names its product PLC-like phosphodiesterase, TIM beta/alpha-barrel domain protein. The record is from RefSeq and is a predicted model, not a curated record. Gene Ontology annotation, molecular function: phosphoric diester hydrolase activity; ribonuclease T2 activity; RNA binding. The transcript is spliced from 4 exons. Gene Ontology annotation, biological process: lipid metabolic process. The coding region runs from base 1 to 1818 and encodes 605 amino acids. Lineage: Eukaryota; Fungi; Ascomycota; Sordariomycetes; Hypocreales; Clavicipitaceae.